AUGUCACAAACCAACGCUUCGACCGACCCGGAGCCACUGCAGACGCAGAUGCAGUCUGCGGUAGAACUGCCCAGUUCAUGGUACACGGCCCCCGAGGUCUUCCAGCUCGAGCGCCGGGCGAUCUUCUCACGCCAGUGGCUUCUCACCACCCACUCCCAGCGAUUCUCCAAGACGGGGGACUGGGUACGAUUGGACAUUGCCGGGUUCAACAUCCUAUUGAUCCGAGACAAAGACGGUACCGUGAACGCCUUUCAUAAUGUGUGCCGCCAUCGGGCAUUCCCCGUGGUCACCGAAGACCGGGGUACGUCCCGGAUCUUCUCUUGUAAAUAUCACGGCUGGUCGUAUGGCUUGAAUGGGAAGCUGGCCAAGGCGCCCGGGUAUCAGGAUCUGACCGGGUUCGAUAAGAGCAAGAAUGGGUUACUUUCGAUCCAUGCGCAUACAGACACCUACGGAUUUAUUUGGGUCAACUUGGAUGGGGCAGAGACGCCCGAGCUCGACUGGGAGGGCGCGCCUGGGCUGGACGGGGCCCAAUUGGACGGCAGCGUGAAUGCGGAGGCGUACUGCUUUGACCAUAUCGUGGAGAUGGCGGGGGACUUUAAUUGGAAGAUCUUGGCCGGCGGCGGCCAACUGAGCGAUCGCCUGCGUCGCCUCUCAGGCGCCAACCCGAGCUUGGCAGCGUCGUUAAGGGAUAACGAGGCAGACUCUGUCAUUGCCGCGACCUCGAUUUUCCCCAACAGUUCGGUGGUUGUGCUACCCAAUGCGCUCCUGAUUCAACGCUGUGUGCCGCUCUCGUCCACAAGAACUUCCAUGUACUUGGAAGUGUACCGCGAAAACGGGUCCAGUGACGAGGCCUUCCACGAGAUUGAUAACUUGCUGCAGCGCAUCCUGACCGAGAACAAACGCAUCUUUGAGGCCGCCCAAGCCGAUCUUCAAUCCAGCGCCGCGUCGCCCAACGGCGAAUCGGAGGACGCGCCUCGAGCAGAGAGUCCCCGGGACUUUGCUGGUCAAGUCCGUGGUCUGGUGACUGAAUUCCGCCACCGGGAGGAAGCCGCCGGUCAUGAGAUCUGGCCCUCGCGGCAAAUCCUCCCACCGGAGGCGACCACCAGCCGCGGCGAUCUAGAUUUCUGUUCGCGACUGACGACGCAGGGCCAGACUGCGGGCGACUGCACCACUUUGGAGCCGGACUGUCACGGACGCACAGCCUGCCAGUCGGCCAAUCCGGCACUGGCGUAUUGA
Messenger RNA from Penicillium oxalicum, 1236 nucleotides. Its product is annotated as aromatic ring-hydroxylating oxygenase subunit alpha. Lineage: Eukaryota; Fungi; Ascomycota; Eurotiomycetes; Eurotiales; Aspergillaceae. The transcript has a single exon. Bases 1 to 1236 code for a protein of 411 amino acids. The record is from RefSeq and is a predicted model, not a curated record. Gene Ontology annotation, molecular function: 2 iron, 2 sulfur cluster binding.